AAAAAAUAUAAAUGGAUGAAUUUAAGAUAUUCAUAAAAGAUAAUAAUUUAGAACUAGCACAAGAUGAUAUUGACGACAAGACUUUUAUGGCAAUUUGCGGUAUUUUAGUAAUAAACAACAAUAAAGCUUUAAGCCCUUUGGAAAUUGCCCAUGAGCUACAGUCUAGGAAUUGGAACGGUUUUAGUGGCACAGCACCAGCGACAACGAUCGCUAACCACAUACGCAACCACUCGAGGAGGAGAAAUGAAUCGGCAAAUUUAAUCAGAAAGCAUAAAUUAACUGGUACAAAGUUAGAUGAGAAGAUUUUGCCUUACAUCGGAAACAGAGCAAACAAAGGCGUCGUUUAUUUCUUAAAUGGCGCUCUUACUGGCUAUAAGAGCCCUUGGGAGGCUGCAGGUGUUAACGACCCAUAUGCGCCUGCAACUAGUUCAUCUACACCUUCUUCAGCUUCAGACUCUAAAUCCUCUUCAUCAAAUAAGAGAAGAAGUUCAGAGAGGAUAAAUCAACCGAGAAAGUCGCGUAGAUCAGAAGUAUUUCCUCUAUCUCCCGCUCAAAGUGACAAUGAAGAGAAGCCACCGACACGUAGACUCAGAUCAAAUCAUGUGGUCAACGAUGAUGAUGUCAAGGAUGUCAGCAAUGUGGAAAACGUUAGAAGUUCCAAACACGAUGAUGGCCUAGAAGAUGUCAAGAAUAUUAAAUUGGAACAGACCGUUGUCAAACCAGAGCCAUUCGAACCGUCAGAGAUUUCCAUUGAGGAAGUCGUAGAUAAGCAAGAAGUUGAAAAGUCUCUACUUCAAGCACCAGCUGAAUUUCCGACACGACCACCAUCACCUGCACAAUCUGAACGUGAGGAUGAGGAUGAUUUUCACAUCUCAAUGAUGAGUCCAUCAGCAGAGACAUUACCAGCUGUUGAGAAAGAUGAAAUCGAAUCAAAAAAUGAUAACUCAAAUCAAACUAAUAAAACAAACGAUAUAGCUAACUUAUCAUCACUCGAGAAAGAAUUGGAUGAGCUAUCACCAAUUUCUAAUGAAAUGGAUUGCGUUGAAUCCAAAGAUAAUGACUUUAUAUGCAAUUUAGCAACACCACCACUUUCACCUAAAUUAUCAAUUAAUGAAGAUUUACCAGUAGAUGCACUUGAUGAAAUUGAUACAAUCUGGACUGAACAGGUUGAUUAUCGUCAAAGAAGACAAAGUGCAAUUAAUAAAACUUUACUCAAUAGCUUGGACUAUGUUGAAUCAAUCAGAGCUGCUGCAAGGCAGUAAGAUUGAUGUAAUUUUACGACCUCAAUUUGCUCAAUAUUUAUUAUACUAAUGUAUUCGAAAAUCACCGCUCAAUAACACCCAAAUUCUUGUAUUUGGCAAACCACAAGAUUGUAUAACAGGAAAAAUCACAAAUCAAAUCAAUUUCACAGUCAUUUGAUUUCAUGUAUAACAG
Messenger RNA from Wallemia mellicola CBS 633.66, 1434 nucleotides. RefSeq lists its product as hypothetical. The transcript has 2 exons. NCBI's taxonomy places the organism in Eukaryota, Fungi, Basidiomycota, Wallemiomycetes, Wallemiales, Wallemiaceae. Bases 12 to 1262 code for a protein of 416 amino acids. The record is from RefSeq and is a predicted model, not a curated record.